Molecule: messenger RNA, 2821 nt
Organism: Pieris brassicae (large cabbage white)
Lineage: Eukaryota; Metazoa; Arthropoda; Insecta; Lepidoptera; Pieridae
Gene: axed
Exons: 2
Coding region: 205-1506 (433 amino acids)
Biological process (GO): neurogenesis
Cellular component (GO): cytosol
Molecular function (GO): protein binding
Source: RefSeq, a predicted model, not a curated record
GAAUUCACGCGAGUGUUCUCGCGAGAAAGCGCGGUUUCGCCGGGCUGGGCCAGGGCGGGCGGCGCGCGCACUCUUUUACCUAGAUAUUAAAAUCAAAUAAAAACACGCCUUCAUAACAAUUGAUUGUUGUGCCAACAGUGCGAGUGCGGUGAAGUGAUCCUUAAAUGUAAAACGCCCUACAACAGGAGAAAAUUGUCUGGCAAGAUGACUGUAGUUGUCAAUCCAGCGAGGACGGAGGAGGAAGAUAUCGGGUCACCUAUCCCCCCUAACUCUCACCCAUUGGAUUUACCCUUGGCUUCAACACCUGAUGAUCCUAUGAUCAGUCCUCAAUAUGUCGAUUAUAUCAGUCCCACUUCUGAUAUAAUAGAAAAUGAGAGCAUAGAAAUUUCUCCUGAAUCUCCGCCUAACUUGUACGAUGAUGAAACUCAGAGUGACAUUGUAUUUGUAGCUGGUAUAAAUGACGACACAUAUCGCUUCCCUGGUCAUCGGCGAGUCCUAGCUGCAACCAGUCCUGUCUUCGCAGCUCUACUAUCAGCUAAAACCGACGUUAUAGUGGUCGAUUAUAUUGACCACAGAGGAUUUGAGAAUCUACUCAGAUACUAUUAUUGUGAGCCCACACAACUAACAACUGUACACACAGCUAGAUCAACACUCGACGCUGCUUACAAAUUUUUAUGUCCUCAACUUACUGAACGAUGUGCACGUAAGUUAGACGAAAUGUUGGACGCAGAAGUUGCACUGGAUAUUAUACGAGACUUACGAUUCUUGUGUGCUAGAUUGCCAGGUGCCGCUUCUGCACCACCCUUGCCUGCCUUGUCGGAUGAUAGAGCAGCUCGAUCGCUCGCCCAAUGCGCGAGUUGGUGUGACAUGUUAGCGCAUAACACUCUCCUUGUAUUGGACGAUAAUGCUGAUGAUGCACUUCAACAUGAGAAGCUUGAAGAUCUCACAUAUGAGGACCUCGCGCUAGUUGUUAAACGAGACACUCUGAGAGUAUCGAAUGAACUGGUUCUGAUCGAAGCUUUAUCACGCUGGAGUACAUCUAUAUGCAAAAAAUACAAACGAGAGUUGACACCUGCCAAUAAACGAGCUGCAUUAGGAGAGCUGUCAUAUUGCCCACGAUACCUGCUACUUCAAGGCGAUGAAUUGGAACGCGCUUUCGGAUUUGAGUUGUUAGAGCCAAUGGAAAGAGCUCUGGUAUUGGCACGAGCGAGGAAAUUAUCAGCACCAAUUCCUGUCGGAGCACAUCAAGAGAAUUUACUUCGCCGUUGGGCUCGACCGCGUCCAAAGGAUCCGGCGGCAGCCCCUGUGAAGCUAAGCCCUCGUUCUGAACCAGAUCCUGAAGAGCAACAACCCACAAAGCUCUGUGGUCGACGCCCGAAACGUCUUAAACACCCAAAAUACCAAAUAGAAGAUCCAAACCUUUACAAUACUUAUAAAAAACGACGAGGAUGUUGCGCAAAAUUUACUGAUGGAUUACUCCGAGCAUUUAUUUGUUUAUUUGAUUGAAAAUUUACAAUAUUUUUUUUUGGGAAUUUACAAUUCAAUGUGUAGCUAUUGAAACGAAUAGAGGUAAAGAAUGUGGAAAUAACCAAAUCUAUGUAGUAAACUAAACUAAUAAAAUUAAUUAUUGGUAGGAUAUAGUAACUUCUAGUGCAAAAUUAUUUUUGUACUUUGUAAAAAUACUUGACAUUUCUAACCUCCAACGUAGAGAAACUACCAGAUAAGAAUAAAAUAUUUUUGGCUCUUAUCACACAAUAAAACCUCAGGUUUAAAAUUAUAUGUUAUACAUUAUGCCUCUGUAUGCUUAAAAAGCGUAAAAUCUUUAUAGAAAAAAUAUAAACGAAUUAUUUGAGAAAAAAUUGUAUUUCCCGUUUGCAUGCGUUAUAUUAUCGUAAAUUAAGGCAUAACUGUAUGCUAUAUUGAUUGAGUUAGUCAAUUUUAAAACCACAAGAAAUACCAAUUGUAGAACAAUUUGGGUGAUUUCGUUUAAUCAACUUUUAAAAAGAUAAUUUUAUUAUUAUUAUUACGAUAAUGCACAAAGCUUUGAGCGAAUGCCUGUUUAAAAUGUUAACAAAUUAUAAAAUGUUAUUGCAUUUAACAACGACUAUAGUUAAACAUUUUGUUGCUAGUACAUUCUUAUUAUUUUUCAUUGGUGUUAAUUCUGAUGUGUUUAAAUGAAUAUAUUAUGUAAUAUUUUUCAUAAAAAUUCGACGAUAAAUAUUCGUUAUUAGUCAUAAUAAUUAUACGAAUGUAUUUGUUUAGUAAAUUUCCUAAAUAACAAAAGCACUGUUCCACAACUCGCUUAACUUAAGCCUGGACCCGUACUCUGUAACUUCCAAUAAUGACAGAAAUACCGAAACCGAAGUUUUCUUAAUAGACGUAGCGCUGAUCUCAAAAACAUUAUUGGUAUAUAUACAUAUUUAUGAAAAUAUUAUGUAUGUAUACAAAAUAGUGAUAAGUUUACUAGAGUAGAACAUACGCACAAUGUUAAUACUUGGAACAAACGCAGGCUGCAAUUUCCUCGCACUAGACUAUCUAAACUUAGUAAUUCUUUUUUUGGGAAAAGAGAUACACUGAAAUUCCAGAGGCUCUUUUAUCUCUGCCUUUUAAUAAAUUUAAGAAAUGUAUUAAAUAAAAGCUGUGUAAAAAGGCUUACUACAAAGUAACGAUUAUAUAGUUGAUAAAAAGGUCUGGGACUAGGUGCUAGACAGGCUACUUCUAAUUAAUUUGCAAUAUUUGUUUUAAAGUGUUGUUUGAUGAUUUGCUUUUUUAAAAGAGUACCGAGGGUUUUUUUACGCCUGAUUUUUCUCUCGGCCUGCAU